Molecule: messenger RNA, 831 nt
Organism: Vicia villosa (hairy vetch)
Lineage: Eukaryota; Viridiplantae; Streptophyta; Magnoliopsida; Fabales; Fabaceae
Exons: 2
Coding region: 1-831 (276 amino acids)
Source: RefSeq, a predicted model, not a curated record
AUGGCAGCUAUGGAAGCUGCGAGAUUGGAAAAUGAUGAGGGUGCUGCUAGUAGAUUCUUUGAGACGCAGAGGGAGUAUAACAAAAUUUUGAUUCAGAAGGAAAUUUUCUGGAAACAAAGAGCUAAAAUUCAUUGGUUACGACAUGGAGAAUUGAAUUCUAAGUUUUUCCAUAUGUCGACUACAGUGAGGAAGAAUUUUAAGAGGUUAGACAUGCUUGUUGAUGAGACAGGAGCUGUGGCUAGAGAUCAAGAGGGACUAUGUCGUAUCGCAAAUUCUUAUUUUAAAGAGUUGUUUGAAGCAAAGCAGGGGGAGUAUGAUCCGCUUUUGAAUUGCAUUCAACCGGUUAUAACGCAUGAUGAUAAUCAUAAGCUGCUAUCCCAAAUUACCAAAGUUGAAUUGACCUACGUAUCAUCUCUCUACAAUGUUGUCUACGAGCUAGUUGCCAAGUUGCUAGCUAAUCGUCUGAAAUUGGUCUUGGAUAAAUGUGUUUCGAAGGAGCAAUCGGCUUUCAUUGAAGGGAGGUCCAUUCUUGAUAACACUAUGGGAGCUACGAAAAUUAUUCAUGCUUUGAAAAGGAAGACGAAUGGUAACAUGGCUAAUCUGGCGUUAAAGAUUGAUAUUAUUAAAGCUUAUGGCAGAGUCGAUUGGGGGUUUCUAAGAGGUAUUCUGCUUCGCCUUAGCUUUGAUGAGAGAUGGACCUAUUGGUUGUUGAUGUGUGUAACUUCGGUGCAUUAUUCUGUUCUUGUUAAUUCGGAUAGAGUCAUACCCAUUAUUCUAGGAAGAGGAAUGGGACAAGGCGAUCCUUUGUCACCUGUUCAUCCUUGUCUCUGA